Molecule: messenger RNA, 567 nt
Organism: Rangifer tarandus platyrhynchus (Svalbard reindeer)
Lineage: Eukaryota; Metazoa; Chordata; Mammalia; Artiodactyla; Cervidae
Source: the annotation of a GenBank genome assembly
AUGCUGUCAGAUCUGGCUAAGGUGGUGCACCACACCCAGAGGCCACUGCCCCAGGCGCAGGUCAAGAGCUAUUUACAGAUGCUGCCCAAGGGCGUCGCCUUCUGCCAUGCCAACAACAUUGUGCAUUGGGACCUGAAACCAGCCAACCUGCUUAUCAGUGCCUCAGGCCAGCUCAAGGUAGCGGACUUUGGCCUGGCCCGGGUCUUUUCCCCAGAUGGCAAUUGCCUCCACACGCACCAGGUGGCUACCAGGUGGUACCGAGCCCCCGAACUCCUGUAUGGAGAGACUGACAUCGAACAGCUUUGCUGUGUGCUUCGAAUCUUGGGCACCCCCAGUCGUCAAGUCUGGCCGCAGAUCACUGAGCUGCCUGACUGCAACAAGAUCUCCUUCAAGGAGCAGGCGCCCGCGCCCCUGGAGGAGGUGCUGCCCGACGCCUCUCCCCAGGCCUUGUACCUGCUAGGGCGGUUGCUCCUCUACCCACCACAGCAGCACGUCUCUGCCUCCCAGGCCCUGCUGCACCACUGCUUCUUCACAGCUCCCCUCCUGUCCACCCCUCGGAGCUGCUGA